AUGAUGAAUUUGUGCGGCUGGCUGAAGACAUUUAAACGCAAGGGCAAAAAUGCGAUCGGUGCGAGCGGGACCGCAGAUGAAGAUGUGGCCGAAACGGUGCCAACCGGGGAAAGCGAAAGCGGCGAACGGUCAACGAGUGGGAAACGUGCUAACGGGGGCCGCACCAUCGGGGGCUGGGGAAGGAAAAUUAAAAGUGUCACUAAAUUGGCGACUGGUGAGCGAAUUAGCGGCCAGCGGGAAGGCACAGCGAACGCGAAGGAAACCCAUUCGGGCGCGAAUGAUACCGCCGAGGAUGCUGUGCUCGAAUGUGCUGAUGAAGGCAACCCGCGGAACAAAACCGCACUGAAGCCGGGUCACUCGUUGAUGGACUGGAUCCGGCUGGGCAACUCGGGCACCGAUCUGUCCGGCACCGGGGGUCGCGUAGUGCCGGUCACCCAUGCCGAACUCGCCAAGCACGACCGGUCCGAGGACGCCUGGAUGGCCAUCCGGGGGAAGGUGUACAACGUGACGCGAUACAUGAACUUUCAUCCCGGAGGUUCCGAUGAGCUGAUGCGAGGAGCCGGCAAGGAUGCGACGAGACUGUUCGAGGAGGUGCACGCCUGGGUUAACUACGAAUCCCUGCUGGCGAAGUGCUACAUCGGUCCGCUCCGCAAUACGGUUACCAUCAAUCUUGCCGACAGCACUAAUCCCAACAGUAAGCUCCCACCGCCCCCUCCGUCGUGGACCGCAAAGGCUUCCAAAUCAGGCCCAUCCUCGAGCGUGACAACCACCAACUCCUCGCCCACACCGUCGGUCAAGGAUACCCUCGAUACGGCCCCAAUAUCACCGCCACCCCUGUCGAUCGUCAGCUCGGCCAGUGACGAUUCGCUUAAGCUGUCCGUACCGAUCGUGCCACGAUUCGACUGGAUACAGAAAACGUCCGAACUGACGCUUAUCUUCUACACCCGUUCGCUUGCCAAUCCGGGCGUGAUGGUCGAGUGUGUGGACCAUCUCGAGGUGACAGUUAACAUUCUGGUCGAAUCAAGCGUCCAGCAUCGGUACCGGUUCCAUCUGGCCAACAACGUACGGUGGCCAUGCACCGCCCGCACAUCGCUCGAGUCGGGCAAAAUAGAGCUGAUGUUCAACAAGCUGUGUCCCGCGCUGUGGACCAACUACGGCCAGAUGACGUACGAGCGGCGGGAGAACUGUGAGCUGCAACUGCACGAGUACGAUGUGGCAACGCGAAUCGAAAUUACGCACGAUUCGUGCGCAUUGCUGUUGCGUCCGAAGAACAACAGCCUGCUGCAGGUGACACCGGUCGGCUACCACGUGACCGUUUCCGCCUCUAUCGAGGGCGAGUACGUGUCGCGAAGUUACACACCCGUGCCGGCCAGCUGCGCGGGUACGGACUGUCCGGAAACGUUCAUACCGCUGCUGGUUAAAUCGUACCCGGACGGGUGUUUAUCCAAACAUCUUACACGGCCGGUACCGCUCGGCACGUCGCUGCAGGUGUCCCAGCCGAGUGGAAACUUCCUGCUGAGCAAACUGCGACAUCACAAUCGAUUUGCGCUGCUGGCUGCCGGCAGUGGACUGACUCCAAUGCUCGCCUUACUGCACUAUCUGCUCGAACGGAACAGCAAUCGGAUAGAACACAUCUGUCUGCUGUACUUCAACAAAACCGAAGCGGAUAUCUGGUGCCGAGAGAUGCUGGAAAAUUUAUGCAAAAAGGACAAAAGAUUCACGCUGAGACAUUACCUAUCGGAGGUGGAACUUCCGGACAGCGAUGGUACGACGAGUGACGAAAAUCGUUCGACCUUCGUCCAUGGACGCGUGACACCGGACAUCAUACGUCAGCUGACGACAAAGGAUUCACCCCUGUACGCCACCUACCGCUGCCUGUGCGGACCGAAACCGUUCAACGAGCUGUGCCAGCAGUACUUCCAACAGCUCGGUGACGAUAAUCCGAAGCAUCUGCACUGUUUUCAGGGUUAG
Molecule: messenger RNA, 1971 nt
Organism: Anopheles marshallii
Lineage: Eukaryota; Metazoa; Arthropoda; Insecta; Diptera; Culicidae
Product: cytochrome b5 reductase 4
Exons: 5
Coding region: 1-1971 (656 amino acids)
Biological process (GO): superoxide metabolic process; generation of precursor metabolites and energy
Cellular component (GO): endoplasmic reticulum
Molecular function (GO): heme binding; oxidoreductase activity
Source: RefSeq, a predicted model, not a curated record